Messenger RNA from Bufo bufo (common toad), 2382 nucleotides. Its product is annotated as protocadherin gamma-B4-like. Gene Ontology annotation, biological process: homophilic cell-cell adhesion. The transcript has a single exon. Bases 1 to 2382 code for a protein of 793 amino acids. NCBI's taxonomy places the organism in Eukaryota, Metazoa, Chordata, Amphibia, Anura, Bufonidae. The record is from RefSeq and is a predicted model, not a curated record. Gene Ontology annotation, molecular function: calcium ion binding. Gene Ontology annotation, cellular component: plasma membrane.
AUGGCAUGGCAAGUAAUAUUUAUAUGCUUUAAUUUGUGUUCUGUGGCUGUUUCUAAUCCACUUCACUAUUCAAUUCUAGAGGAAAUAAAGAUAAAUGCCGUAGUUGGGAAUUUGGUGAAGGAUUUGGGAUUGAAUACCAAUGAAUUAGAAAUAAGAAAAUUAAGGAUUGUUUCCCAUGCCAGCAGGAAUUAUUUCAAUGUGAGCAUAGAAAAUGGCAACUUAUAUGUCAGUGACAGGAUAGAUAGGGAAGAGCUUUGUGGAUCAGAGCAGAGCUGCUUUAUGGAACUUGAGAUUCUGGCUGAAAAUCCUGUGAAUGUUUAUCCUGUCAAGGUGGAAAUCCAGGAUAUAAAUGACAAUUCACCAAGUUUCUCCAAGGAUAGUUUUGAAAUAGGAAUAAGUGAAUCUGCUUCACCUGGAGAACGAUUUGUUCUGGGAAAUGCAAGAGACCCAGAUAUUGGGUCUAAUUCCUUGCAGAGUUAUACCUUGAGCCCAAGUCCACAUUUUACCUUAGGGGGAAAAACUGAUAGUAAAGGAACAAAACACCCAGAGCUGAUCUUGGAGCAAAGCCUAGAUAGAGAAGAGCAGCAAAAAUAUACAUUAAUUCUGACAGCAUCUGAUGGUGGAAACCCUAUGAAAACUGGAACUGCUGUUAUCAAAAUCUUAAUUCAAGAUGUAAAUGACAAUUUUCCCAUCUUUAGCCAGGACAUCUAUCAAACAAACUUAGAUGAAAAUUUACCACUUGGUUCGCCAGUUCUUCAUCUAAGUGCCACUGAUAAAGAUGAAGGAUCCUAUGCAGAAGUUUCAUAUUCAUUUAGUCAUAUUCCUGAAAAAGCCCACAGCAUUUUUUCUUUGAAUUCAGAAACUGGAGUUAUUAUAACAAUAGGAAAAUUGGAUUAUGAGUUAAUAAAAAGCUAUGAGAUGACAGUAGAAGCAGCAGAUGGUGGUGGCCUUGUGGCUAAAUGUACUGUAAUAAUCCAAAUAGUGGAUAUCAAUGAUAAUGCACCUGAAAUAAUUAUUUUAUCUCUGUUAACCCCUAUUCCAGAGGAUUCACCAUCUGGGACACUUGUAGCAUUAAUUAAUAUCAAGGAUUUAGAUUCUGGGAAAAAUGGUGACGUUUCAUGCCAAAUAUCAGAAAUAUUGACAUUUACCUUGAUUCCAUCGUCUAAUAAUUACUACAAAGUUGUAACCACAAGUUACCUAGACAGGGAAGGGAAUUCAACUUAUAACAUCACAAUUGUUGCUAAAGAUGAAGGGUUUCCUGAAAUGGUAACUAAAAAGACAAUGUAUUUAAUAAUUUCUGAUAUAAAUGAUAAUCCUCCACUCUUUGAUAAACCUGCUUAUAUUACUUAUAUUCCUGAGCAUACCCCAGCUGGAACAUCAAUGUUUUCUGUACAUGCUACAGACCUAGAUGAAAAUGAGAAUGCCAGAGCUAUAUAUUCUAUCUUUAACACGUAUGUUGAUGACAUACCAGUCACAUCAUAUAUUUCAAUAAACUCAAUGAGUGGAAUUAUAUAUGCCCAGAGCUCUUUUGACUAUGAGCAGUUGAGGGAAAUUCAGUUCCAGGUGAUGGCUAAAGACAGUGGAUCUCCUCCUCUAAGCAGUAAUGUAACAGUGAGGAUAUGUAUCAUUGAUAAGAAUGAUAAUGCUCCUAAGAUUCUCUACCCAUCGCCAGACACCGAGGGAUCAGCAUUAUUUGAGUUUAUUCCUCACUCUGCUGAGAAAGGUUAUCUGGUCACCAAAGUGAUUGCAGUGGACGCUGACUCUGGACACAAUGCCUGGCUCUCCUAUCACUUACUACAAAUUCAAGAACCAUCUUUAUUCACCAUUGGCCAAUAUACUGGAGAAAUCAGGAUUGGAAGAGAUCUUUCAGACAUGGAAUCUUUGAGGCAAAAGAUUGUGGUUCUGGUAAAAGAUAAUGGUGUUCCAUCUUUGUCAUCUACAGUCACAAUAAAUAUGGUUGUAGCAGAAAACUUUCAGCAGGUUUUACCAGAGAUAAAGCAUCAUCCCAGUAAAUCAGAAAUUUCUUCUAAUGCAACCUUUUACCUUGUAAUCGCCAUAGCUCUGAUUUCCUUAUUGUUUAUUAUAACAGUAUUGAUAACAGCCAUUUUUAAGUGCCGGAAGUCAAGUGUACCACCAUCUUUUGGAACAUAUAGUAGAAAUAUGUACCCUCAGUUCACCCUGGGAUAUCCUUCUGAGAUCAGUAAUACAAGUUUACCUUUCCCAUUCUCAUAUGAUAUGUGUGUGACUCUAGACUCAAAGCAGAAUGAAAUUGCUUAUCUGAAACCAGUGCAGAAUGUACCCACCGACAGUCUUAUAGAUACAAAUGAUUCUGCUAUUGUUAGCGAAAAUUUAUCUGGAGCACAAAAUAUUCAGGUAAGUUAG